Molecule: messenger RNA, 1245 nt
Organism: Ipomoea triloba (trilobed morning glory)
Lineage: Eukaryota; Viridiplantae; Streptophyta; Magnoliopsida; Solanales; Convolvulaceae
Exons: 1
Coding region: 34-1245 (403 amino acids)
Source: RefSeq, a predicted model, not a curated record
AUCGCCUCCUCUUAGUCUUGGGUUUUACAUCAGAUGGAUGUAAAAAAUGCCUUCUUGAAUGGAGAUCUUAAGGAAGAGAUUUACAUGAAGCUUCCACCUGGUAUGUCAAUGAUAGCUGCACAUGAGGUUUGCAAACUAAGACGUUCCUUGUAUGGUUUAAAACAGGCACCUAGGGCCUGGUUUGAGAAGUUUCGCAACACUCUUCUCACAUUUUCCUUCACACAAAGUCAAUAUGAUUCCUCACUCUUCUUUCACAAGACAACCACUGGUAUGGUGUUUCUCUUAGUGUACGUUGAUGAUAUUAUCAUCACUGGUAAUGAUAAUGGGCUGAUCACCAAGCUUCAAAAUAUGUUGUCUAGUACAUUUAAAAUGAAAGAUCUUGGGCAUCUAACAUAUUUUUUAGGGCUGCAAGUUCACUAUGGAGAUCAUGGUUUCCUCCUAAACCAACAUAAAUAUAUUCACAACCUCAUUGAGCUGGCUGGUUUACAGAAUGCUAAUGAUGCUGAUACACCAAUGGAGGUGAAUGUGAAAUACCGGAAAGAUGAAGGCGAACUUUUGCCCGAUCCUUUUUUGUAUAGGCAACUUGUUGGUAGACUUAUCUACCUAACAAUUACAAGGCCCAAUAUCUCCUAUGCUAUUCAUAUAGUCAGCAAGUUCAUGCACUCACCUCGACAUCUCCAUCUUGCUGCAGUUCGUCGCAUAGUUCGAUAUUUGAUUGGGUCACCUACUCGUGGGUUAUUUUUUCCCAAACAAUCUACUCUUCAUUUGACUGCAUAUAGUGAUGCAGAUUGGGCUGGCUGUCCAGAUACUAGGAAAUCUAUCACAAGAUGGUGUGUCUUUCUUGGAGAUGCCUUAAUUUCUUGGAAGUGUAAGAAGCAAGAGAGUGUCUCUAAAUCCUCUACAGAAGCUGAGUAUAGAGCCAUGUCUACUGCAUGUUCAGAAAUUGUGUGGUUGCGUGGUCUUCUUUCUGAACUUGGAUUUCCUUCAAGUGAUCCUACUCCACUUCGCGGUGAUAAUACAAGUGUUAUUCAAAUUGCUGCAAAUCCCGUGUAUCAUGAACGCACAAAGCACAUAGAAGUUGACUGUCAUUACAUCCGGGAAGCGUUUACUCGAGGCGUUAUCACUCUACCUCAUCUUAUUACUGAUCUUCAAGUAGCUGAUGUAUUUACAAAGGCUUUAACACGCCAAAGACACAAGUUUCUCAAUAGCAAAUUGAUGCUGAUAGACUUACCCGCAUCAAUUUGA